ACCGGUUUCAAAGGUUCUCCCUUGUUUUUGGGUGGCCGGGGCGGUGUGACCCAGUAGGCACCCUCUGUUAUUGGUUUCAACAAGCCACGUGCUGCCUCAACACGGCUUGCAUUUGUCACAGACCUGAUGCAGGGGUUGUGACCGAGCCAGAAAGCACUGGAUCCAGACCACCCAGGGGUUGUUUCGAGACAGAAAGGGUUUCCCUCCUCUGGUCCAGACCAGUUGUGAAUUCAAAAGAAAAGGCUCACUGUGCCCCGUGUGAGAGAGGACGGUUGGCCAGGGCACUUUGCUUGCCACCCUCCACGCCCGACGUGGUGCCUGCAGCCACGCAAAGCAAGCCCUGCUGUCGUCACCCGACGGGACGCCCGGCCAGCGAGGGAACAGCUUGCCCCUUGCCAGGGGAGAGGGCCUGCCAGAAAGGAGCAGAGGGGCUGAGAGUGCUUGGCACCUUCUGGCACCUCCCUGGGCGAGGACAACUGUGCCACCGCCACCAAGGGCCUCAGAGACGGGCAGGCAAAAUGGCCUCGGUCUUCAGGAGCGAGGAAAUGAGCCUGAUGCAGCUCUUCCUGCAGGUGGAGGCUGCCUACUGCUGUGUGGCCGAACUUGGGGAGCUGGGUCUGGUCCAGUUCAGAGAUCUAAAUGUGAAUGUCAACAGCUUCCAGAGAAAGUUUGUGAAUGAAGUGAGAAGGUGCGAAUCCUUGGAGAGGAUCCUGCGUUUUCUGGAAAAUGAGAUGGAAGACAACGUUGAAAUAGUCAAACUAGAAAAGUACCCAGAGACCCCCCUGCCUCGGGAAAUGAUUGAUAUGGAGACCAUGCUGGAGAAACUUGAAGCUGAGCUGCUGGAAGCAAACCAGAACCAGCAAACACUGAAGCAGAACUUCCUUGAGCUGACAGAGCUCAAACAUCUGCUGAAGAAAACCCAGGACUUCUUUGAGGCAGAAACCAAUCUGCCAGAUGAUUUUUUCAGUGAAGACACAUCUGGACUGCUGGAGCUGAGAAGCACUCCUGCUGCUGCAGCUGCCAAGCUGGGAUUCACAGCAGGGGUAAUAAAGAGGGAAAGGAUGAUACCCUUUGAGCGUUUACUGUGGCGAGCCUGCAGGGGAAACAUCUACCUGAGGUACACUGAAAUGGACACCCCCCUGGAGGACCCUGUGACAAGAGAAGAGGUGAAGAAGAACGUGUUCAUUAUCUUCUAUCAAGGAGAGCAGCUUAAACAAAAAAUCAGGAAGAUUUGUGAUGGAUUUCGUGCCACCGUCUAUCCCUGUCCAGAGUCUGCCACCGAGCGCCGGGAAAUGCUUGAUGGAGUCAACACGAGGAUUGAGGAUUUAAACACAGUGAUAACCCAAACCGAGUCCCACCGCCAGCGACUGCUGCAUGAGGCAGCAGCCAACUUGUGGUCCUGGGGGAUUAAGGUGAAGAAAAUCAAGGCCAUCUACUACAUCCUGAAUUAUUGUAACAUUGACGUCACUCAGCAGUGCGUCAUUGCAGAGAUCUGGUUCCCAGUGGCUGAUGCUGGCCGGAUAAAAAAAGCUCUCCAUCAGGGAAUGGAGCGCAGUGGCUCUACUAUCGCCCCUAUCCUUACUGCUAUACACACCAGGAUGGCACCACCCACCUUCAACAGGACCAACAAGUUCACAGCUGGAUUUCAGAACAUAGUGGAUGCAUAUGGUGUGGGCAACUACAGGGAGAUGAACCCAGCUCCAUAUACUAUCAUUACCUUCCCCUUCUUGUUUGCGGUGAUGUUUGGGGACUGUGGCCAUGGUGCUGUCAUGCUGGGCUUUGCACUCUGGAUGGUCAUUAAUGAGAAGAGCCUUCUGGCCCAGAAAAGCACUAAUGAGAUCUGGAACACCUUUUUCAGCGGGCGCUACCUGAUCUUGCUUAUGGGCAUAUUCUCCAUGUACACUGGCUUCAUCUACAACGACUGCUUCUCCAAAUCCAUUAACAUCUUUGGCUCUUCCUGGCAUGUCAUCCCCAUGUUUAAAAAUAGCACUUGGAAUAAGGAUGUGCUUCUGGACAAUAUGGUGCUGCAGUUGGAUCCAGCAGUCCCAGGAGUCUACUCUGGAAAUCCAUAUCCAUUUGGAAUAGAUCCGAUCUGGAACAUUGCACCGAACAAGCUGACUUUCCUGAACUCCUACAAAAUGAAGAUGUCAGUUGUCAUAGGGAUUGUGCAUAUGAUUUUUGGGGUGAUACUCAGUCUCUUCAACCACAUUUACUUCAAGAAAUACAUAAACAUUAUCCUUCAGUUCAUUCCAGAGAUGAUUUUUAUUAUCUCUCUUUUUGGCUACCUGGUCUUCAUGAUUAUUUUCAAAUGGUGUCAUUUUGAUGUCCACUCAUCCCAGAGUGCACCAAGCAUCCUCAUCCACUUCAUCAAUAUGUUUUUGUUCAAUUAUGGUGACACUUCAAAUGCUCCAUUAUAUCUGCAUCAGAAAGAAGUGCAGAGUUUCUUGGUCAUAUUUGCUCUGAUUGCUGUUCCCUGGAUGCUUUUAAUUAAACCUUUCAUCCUCCGAGCCAACCACCAGAAAGCACAGCGCAUGAUUCAGUCUCAAGCCAUCUCAGGAAACCCUGGAGGUGAAAAUGAGGUAGAUGUUCCAGAGACCAGUUCCUCCAAGAAAGGUUCCCAUGGAGACAACGGUGGUGGUCAUGAAGGACAUGAUGAUGAUGAAGAGUUUGAUUUUGGAGACACAUUUGUCCACCAAGCUAUCCAUACCAUUGAAUACUGCCUUGGCUGCAUCUCCAACACAGCAUCCUACUUGCGGCUCUGGGCGUUGAGCUUAGCCCAUGCACAAUUGUCAGAGGUCCUUUGGACCAUGGUGAUGCACAAUGGAUUCAACAACAGUGGCUGGGCUGGCCUCAUCGUCAUCUUCAUUAUCUUUGCAGCAUUUGCAGUGCUAACGGUAGCCAUCCUGCUUGUAAUGGAGGGGCUCUCAGCCUUCCUGCAUGCCUUGCGUCUGCACUGGGUUGAGUUCCAGAACAAGUUCUAUGUGGGAGCUGGGUACAAAUUUUCUCCGUUCUCCUUCAAGCACAUCAUCAGUGGCACCGCAGAAGAGUGAAGCCAAUGGAUCGCUGCUUCACUCCUCAGACCAGGUUCUACUUUCUUAUGGUCACUUACCCACGGAGUAGCGUAUAUGGGAUGAAACAGAAUUGGAUGUGGCCCUUGAAAGAAGAGCAGCUGUAGAUGAAGAUGUCCUAGCUACUUUCACAUAUACUGCUGUAUCUGCUGAGAGCUGGACUACAUCAGCCAGGCUGGCUGGACCUUUGGCUGAGUAUCUCCACUCAAGUACCAUGUACCUGGUCCUCAGCAUUUGAUCAGAUCGGUUGCCUACUGCUGGGUUGAAAAGAGGAGACACAGCUUUUGAAUUAAAUCACUUAUUAAUGAUCAACUCCCAUGUGUUUUGCUCCAUUUACUGACUUGUCUUUGUGACAUAUUUCUCUCUGAGGGAAAUAUGUUUCAGCUGUGUUUCAAGAUGUGGUUGAUCAUAUGGCAUGAUUAAGUCCCUUAUAAGAUUGCAGCCUUUGUUUAGCGCACAAUGCAAACCAGCUCAAAAACAGAUCAUAUUGCAGGCUUGCAAUUUUCUACAUGCUUUACUACAACAACCGUCUUUUUAUCUGAUUCACUCCAGGGCUUGACAGUGCUGGAUUAUAGAAAUUUGCACACAUCAUCACUUAACGAAAGUGUUAGUUUUGAGCUGGGUAAAUAAAGGAAUGUGCCAGUUUCCACAUUGGCAGCCAAUUUAUUUAUCUCUAUUGAUUUGUUUUUCACUGGAGACUUAAGAUGACUCCCCCUGUGCUGUAGUUUUCAAGAUGGGUUGUUAAAACAGACUGUGUAGAAAUGCUAAUACCUAACAAACAGAAAGAAGAGAGGGCUCAAAACCAUCGAGAUUAAUUUGAAGUACUGAUGUAUUGUGAUCUUCCUAAAUAUUAAUGAAUUAUUGAUCUUUCAAAUUGAACAGUGUCAAUCAUAACAGGCGACUUUUUUUUUUUUUUAAACCACGGAGGAUGUGAAAUCCCAACACAUCACCACCAAUGGAUGUGGAGGUGACUAGUCCCUUCCAUGGGGUGUCACCAAACAAGCCCUGUUUUCAAACCUCACACCCCUGACACACAGCUCCGCCAAAGAAACCCACCUGGAAGUGUUCCCAGCAGGACACACAGUGGAAUAUCAUCAGGAGACAGGAGUCUGCAGCAAUCAGGCUUGGAGGCCGCCUUCCUGCUAGAGUGACCGGGGAGAAAAUACAGCCCCAGGCAAAGCAGUUCUUCUACCUUUUCCCUUGCAGUCUCAAGAAGCCAUAAAGCGCUGGGCACCAAUUACCAACACAGUAACAAGCCUUUUUCCCUUUUAACACCAGCCUGGGUUUUGAAGCAGUAGCUGGAGCUGAGAAGAGAUGGGAAUAGGAGAGUGUCCAUGACCCACACGUGGCCUCAUGUCACUGGUUCUUUGGGCAUGGGUAACCUGUGGUACAGGCAAAACCCACAUAGACAUGAAUGCAGUUGGUGUCACUGUUGCUCAGUGUAAGCACAUCACCUUCAUUUCCUCCUUCCAGCCUAUUUUGUUGUAUUCCUAUUCAGGAGAAAAGCUGUCUUGAAACAGGAAAGGCCAAACUAGUUUCAUGCAUUACCAAACUCAGAGAAAACAAUUUGCUUUAUGAAACAGUGGGCAGAUUUUCUACACAAACACUUAUAUUCAUUGCACCCUUCCAUGUGAUUGCAACGUAACUGAGAAGGAGAUUACCUGAAACAGAAUAUGUGUUCCUUUUAGAGCUUCUUCUUGGUGUUUUGCUUUUUGUCUGAGGUUUCCAUUUUAAGCAGGAAAAACAAGUAAUCCUGUGAAUACUGCAGGUGACAAGAUGGUCUGUUGUUUACUGUACUGAAUGGUGAUUCAAACAUUUGGCUUAAUUCUGUGUUCAGCUUUCCCUUUCUGUGCACAAGUGAAUAACGCAGCAGAGCUGUGGCUCACUCGAGCAUUUGUCAUAGAGGGAUGGCACUUCCCCACUCUGCAAGAGGACCAAGCCCAUUUAUAAUCACGGGGUAUUCAGAUUAAAUAUUGCUGAGAGGCAGAGUUGUCCUUAUACACUUCGAGGAGAGCCCUGCCUUUCAUCUGGGUUAUUUUUAAGACUUCUUUAAAAACCCAGAAACGUUCCAGAGAGUGUCUUGUUUUUAAAAGGCUUGCCUGCAGAAGAUGAGGGGGUUUGUGGAGCAGAGCAGUGCCUGCCUGUUCACCUGCACAGCUGCCAAGCUGAAUGGGACCACGUCUUCUAGCUGGUUCUGGGAAUGUGGCCACCAGAUGUGGUAAGAUCCAGCAGACACCACUGCUACAGCCUCAUAGACCUUGGUACAAGACCCCGGUGUCUUUAUCUGAACUUUGCCCAUUGCUGGAGGAGUGACUUGUAAUUACCUGACAGAACUCUUCCCAAGUCGGGACCUCAGCUUGCCUCUCCAGGGUGGACUUGGGGUGGGGGCCUAGGGAGGAAUGGCUGCUUCUGGAUCCAAAGCUCAUCCCAUUGCUAGGAAGGUGUUUGUUGCUGAGAGAUGGUGACAUGAGUUUUUUCAUUUUGCAGGAAAUUAAUACAAAAAACCUCAGUGAAUGACCAUGUAGGAAGGAAAAGUGAUAAAAAUCAAACUGGUUUCAGUCACAGUCAUUCUCCCCUGGCUUUUUUAUUCCUUCUCACCAGAGCUAUCGCUGUGUGUAGCCAGUUGCUAUAUUGUGGCUUUAUUUCUGCUACAGU
Falco peregrinus (peregrine falcon) is the source of this 5723-nucleotide messenger RNA. RefSeq names its product ATPase H+ transporting V0 subunit a4 (gene ATP6V0A4). Gene Ontology annotation, cellular component: vacuolar proton-transporting V-type ATPase complex; plasma membrane; vacuolar proton-transporting V-type ATPase, V0 domain. NCBI's taxonomy places the organism in Eukaryota, Metazoa, Chordata, Aves, Falconiformes, Falconidae. The record is from RefSeq and is a predicted model, not a curated record. The transcript has 21 exons. Bases 519 to 3050 code for a protein of 843 amino acids. Gene Ontology annotation, biological process: vacuolar acidification; proton transmembrane transport. Gene Ontology annotation, molecular function: proton-transporting ATPase activity, rotational mechanism; ATPase binding.